Seriola aureovittata is the source of this 3613-nucleotide messenger RNA. It is a transcript of the gene raf1a, whose product is annotated as Raf-1 proto-oncogene, serine/threonine kinase a. Lineage: Eukaryota; Metazoa; Chordata; Actinopteri; Carangiformes; Carangidae. Gene Ontology annotation, molecular function: protein kinase activity; ATP binding. The transcript has 18 exons. The record is from RefSeq and is a predicted model, not a curated record. The coding region runs from base 500 to 2527 and encodes 675 amino acids. Gene Ontology annotation, cellular component: plasma membrane; cytosol; mitochondrion. Gene Ontology annotation, biological process: signal transduction; protein phosphorylation.
ACUCUUGUUAUGACUGCAAGGUCCUGUUUCAAUCACUGGCGUCAGACGGACGCACGACACCAACUCAAACCUUUUCACCUUCUCCUGAACAAAGUAAAUAUUGAUUUGAAAAGCGAGGCAUUGCCGAACAAUUUAUGGGAGUUUUAAUUUGAAAGUGCUCCACGGGACUUAAAGAAUAUCCCUCGUCGUGUCACUUUGAGGGUCCGACGGAUUUUUUCCUAUUUACCGCGACUGGGAGAUAAAACUUUUCCUCUAUUAUUUUAGGUGGCUCGUAAAAGAGACCCGCCUAUGACCUCGACGUUUGUGCAGUGUUGCUACAUUUACCGGAUACAAGUUUAUUUGAUACGGUUUCAGGGUUUUUAGCAACUUCGACUUUUUCCUCUUUUCUUUGAAUGCGUUGCAAAUAUGAUGAUGUCACCGACGCCACUUUUUCCUGAAGUUAUGGCGGAGCACAACUUUUCUAACUUCUCUUGACCAUUGAGAGCACUUGGCUUUACUAAUGGAGCACCUCCAGGGAGCGUGGAAGACUCUGAGCAACGGCUUCGGAAUGAAGGACUCUGCGUUCGAGGGCCCAUGCCUUUCACCAACCAUGGUGCAGGGCUUUCCCUGCCAGCGUCGCUCCUCAGAUGACAGCAAGAUGCCCGACUCCAAGACUAGCAGCACUAUCCGAGUCUACCUCCCAAACCAGCAACGCACUGUGGUGAACGUGCGACCAGGUAUGACUCUGCACAAUUGCCUGAUCAAAGCAUUAAAGGUGCGAGGUCUGCAGCCUCAGUGCUGUGCUGUGUUCAGGCUGCAUCCAGGACAGAGGAGCAAAAAAUUACGGAUGGAUUGGAAUACUGACUCCACCUCUCUGAUUGGGCAAGAGCUGCUGGUGGAGGUUUUAGAUCAUGUUCCUUUGACAACACAUAAUUUUGUUCGCAAAACAUAUCUGAAGCUGGCAUUCUGUGAUAUUUGCCAGAAGUUUCUUUUGAAUGGUUUCCGUUGCCAAACAUGCGGCUACAAAUUCCAUGAGCAUUGUAGCACCAAAGUGCCCACGAUGUGUGUGGACUGGAGCAAUAUCAGACAACUCCUGUUGUGUCCAACACCUGGUGAGAGCGGUGCCCCAUCACUGCCACCGCUGACGUCCCGGCGAAUGAGAGAAUCCUUAACACGGUUUCCAAGCUCAGCCCACCGAUAUUCCACCCCCCAUGCCUUCAACUACACCACGCCCUACCCACCCACAGGUGGCGGUCUCUCCCAGAGGCAGCGCUCCACUUCCACGCCCAACGUCCACAUGGUUAGCACUACCCUGCCUGUAGACAGCAGCGUGAUUGAGCUAGACUGCCUGAAUACCUCCCCCAGCUCCUGGUGCCAUAGAUUCUGGCUGAAGAGGAAAGUAGGUAUUGUGCACUUCUCCCAGUCUUUUGUUGAGGCCUCACCUGAGAGUCCAGAAAAGGAUGCAAUGCGUGAUCAUGACUCAGCCGGGAGUUCCCCCAGUCAGAGCCCUACAGGCUGGUCCCAGUCCAAAGCCCCUGCACCUGCCCAGCGAGAGAGGGCCCCAUCCUUCAACACGCAUGAGAAAAAUAAAAUUAGGCCUCGGGACAAGAGGGACUCUAGUUACUACUGGGAGAUUGAAGCCAGCGAGGUGUAUCUGAACUCCCGCAUUGGUUCGGGCUCCUUUGGAACUGUAUACAAAGGGAAAUGGCAUGGUGACGUAGCAGUGAAGAUUUUAAAGGUGACUGACCCCACACCAGAGCAGUUCCAGGCAUUCAGGAAUGAGGUGGCUGUCUUGAGGAAAACACGACAUGUCAACAUCCUGUUGUUCAUGGGCUACAUGACGAAGGACAACCUGGCCAUUGUGACCCAGUGGUGUGAGGGCAGCAGCCUUUACAAACAUAUUCACGUCCUGGAGACAAACUUCAAGAUGAUCCAGCUCAUAGACAUUGCCAGGCAGACAGCUCAGGGCAUGGACUAUCUGCAUGCAAAGAACAUCAUCCACCGUGACAUGAAAUCCAACAACAUCUUCUUGCAUGAAGGGCUAACAGUGAAAAUUGGGGACUUUGGCCUUGCUACAGUGAAGGCCAGGUGGAGCGGCUCACAUCAGGUGGAGCAGCCUUCUGGAUCCAUUCUCUGGAUGGCUCCUGAAGUUAUCCGGAUGCAGGAUAACAAUCCCUACAGCUUCCAGUCUGAUGUCUAUUCCUAUGGAAUUGUUCUCUUUGAGCUCAUGACGGGAGAGCUCCCAUACUCCCAGAUAGCAAAUAGAGAUCAGAUUAUUUUCAUGGUGGGAAGAGGCUAUUUGUCCCCAGACCUCAGUAAGCUCUACAAGAACUGCCCCAAAGCCAUGAAAAGGCUGGUGGCUGACUGCAUCAAGAAGUCCAAGGACGAGAGGCCGCUCUUCCCACAGAUCUUGUCCUCCAUCGAACUUCUCCAGCAUGCCCUCCCUAAGAUAAACCGCAGUGCCUCAGAACCGUCCCUGCACAGAGCCUCUCACACUGAGGAUAUCAAUGCCUGUACUCUGACCUCCACCAGACUGCCUGUUUUCUAGAGGCUCAGACAGCACUGCCCCUCCUCCUCCUCUCGUUCCACUUCCCCUCCUCUUCGAAAUAGUCCAAAUGCUCAGUACAACCAAAUUCUCUACAUACAGAUGCCAAUAUAGACAUAAAAAUGUACAUGCAACCAUACAUAAACCCAUGCUAAUCAAUACAUUAUGUAAGGAAAAAGAGUCAGAAAAAGUACAUCUGUGAUUAACUACGGAAGGGAGUGAGUGAUGAUGGAUUGCAGUGGGAUGUACACAUGAAGAGGUUGGCAUAAGAUACAUGGAGGUGGUGCCUUGCUUUUCACUGCACGUAUUAAGAAGUAUGCAGGGGCUCCACGGUGGCAAUGCAUUUGGUAAAAGUUGUAAAUACAUGCACGCACACCUACCUAAGACAGCGAUUAAUGGACAUUGAAGGAAGCUCAAGACAGACAGAUGUCUCUCUUGAUUCGGGUUCUGUGAUGUGAAGCACACCCUUCUAUCUGGUCGCGCUGGUUUCUGAUGAAGAGGACCUUUAAAGCUUACCUGCCUUAAGAGGAAACAAAGCCUGGACUAAGAUCCUGCACAACUUCAUUUUCCUCUUGUUAUCACAAACAAAGCCGUUGGAUGUAGUCCAUUUAGUUGCACAGUAGUAGUUGAUUUUGCAUUGUCUUAAAUGAUAAUGGAGUAGAUAUGGGAAAUUGAUGUCUUUUUUUGUUGUCUUUGUCGUCUUUGACUUCUUUCUAUCGUCUUUGUUUUUUUUGGGGGGGGGGGUCUUUUUUUUUUUGGGAGGAAUUAUAGCCUGUCAGACAGCGAGCAGAAGUGAUGAUGGAAAAUUUUGCACAUUUUAGCAAAAGCAAUGGUUAUGUUCCAACAGUAAACACAAUGGUUUCCUAGCUCUGAGUAAAAUGAUCUGUAGAUACCAACACAUUCUCAUCGGUCCUGUCAUGGGUAGGUUAUCAUGAGCUGGACAUUUGGCAGUUGUCUUAAAUAUUUAAAAUGAUUUGGAAACUAAUUUGUAUUUGUUUAUCAUGUCUCUUUCAGGAGGUUAAACGUUUUAUUGUGAACUUGGUGAGAAAGUUGUCUGUUCAAUAUUUUAAUAAAAUUAAGUUAAAUUUC